GUCACUGUAAGUAGCUAUGAAAUAAGAAACAGUGGGAGCGGGAGCGUUGUCAAUGCGACGGCGCAGGGCUGACCAGAGGUGGACCUGGUCCCGAGAGGGCGACAAGGCCACUUCACACACUCUAUAUAGGCUACCUGCCACCAUCAUGAGAGGGACCCUUCGAAGCGGCCCUGCUGCCGCCCCCUACCUCCUCAUCGUUUGUAUCCUCUCAGCCGCAAGCGAACCAAGGAGUAGUGCUGGCCGCCCACUACGAGAAGACUUCGCCUUCGCCGACGUCGUUGCAAGCGGCGCGGGGCCACCGCCCGCUCAUAUGAUGAGCGCCGCUGCAGCUGCCCCGGCACCCUCUCCCCUGUCGCCCUUUGAGGGCAACAAGGUGCGUGCGUUCGCCUCCAAGAAGAACCAAGCGGCCCACAACCUGAUGGACGCCAUCAAGCAAGUGCAGAACGUGACCGAGUUCUAUCGCAGGUGGGGCGAGGACCGGCCCAUCACGUCACUGGGGGCGUGCUACACCAGCGACAGGCACCUCAGCGGCUUCGAGAUCGCCGCCACGACGGCCUACUCGCCACAGGACUGCCAGGCCAAGUGCCAGAUGGACGGCCACUGCUGGGGGUGGACCUACUUUGGUGACUCCAAUCAAUGCAGCCUCGCAGAGGGCGGGCCAGAGAAGGGCCACACCAUGGCCGAAUCGGGCAAGAAGAUCGUCAGCGGGCCCAAGAGCUGCGGGUGGCCGCGGCCGAACAAUCCUGUGAGGGAGGACGAGAAGAUCGAGGAGGCGCUGGACGAGCUGAUACCGACGUUGAGCAUGGACAGCAAGAUCGGCCAGCUGAUCUUUCUCGUGCAGUUCCGCACCACCGUCGAAAACCUCAAGCUGACGGCGGCCGGGGCGGCGCAGAUCCCGCGGCCCCCCCACGGGAUGAGCCUGAAGGACACGCUGAAGCUGUUCGACCAGCUGUAUGACGAGUCGCUCAAGGUUGGGGACGGCAUCCCGGUGAUGUUUGUGACGAACGCCGUGCACGGCAACACGAUGAUCAAGGGCGCCACAAUCUUCCCACACAACAUCGCCAUCGGGGCCGCCAACGACCCCGACCUGGCCAGGAGGGUCGGCGAAGCCACCGCACUUGAGAUGGCAGUCGCAGGUCAGUCAGUAACACACAAAACUAAAACGGCCAGUGAUAUCUGUGGCGUGGGUGUGUCUGCUCUGCUUCCCGCCCGGCAGGGUUUGACUGGACGGAGGCCCCCACCGUGGCCGUUGCGCGAGACAUCCGGUGGGGCCGCACGUACGAGAGCUACUCGUCGAGCCCGCAGCGUGUCAAGAACAUGGCCUUCGCCAUGGUGAGGGGGCUGCAGGGCGACCCCAACAACGACAAGGACUUCCUCAGCGACGCCCACGUCAUCGCCACCUGCAAACACUGGAUCGGCGACGGGGCGUCAAGCAAGGGCAUCACAUACGGCGACGUGCACCUGGAGGAGGAGGAGUUCCGGGACGUCCACGGGCUGCCCUUCGUGGCCUGCAUCGAGGCGGGGGUGCAGUCGAUCAUGCCCUCCUACACGGCUUACCACGGGACCUCCAUGCACGGCAACUGGUUCCUCAACAGUGCGGUCCUCAAGGGCAUGAUGGACUUUCAGGGCUUCGUCAUCAGCGACUUCGACGGCUGGGUGUGGAACGCCGUCCCGGGGUGCAGUGUCGACAACUGCCCCGCCACUAUCGGCACCGGCAUCGACCAGCUACUCGUUGGGUCAGUCAGUCAGUCAGUCCCCCAGGCACACACAAGCUAAGCUGCAGACGCCCGCAUCGCAUGUGUGUGUGCUGUGUGUGGUUGACAUGGCAUGAUAGGUAUGGUGACUACCAGAAGCUCAUGUCCGGCAUCAAGAAGGCCGUCGAGACCGGGGAGCUGCCCGAGGAGCGGUUCAACAACGCCGUACGGCGGGUCCUCAGAACCAAAAUGCGGCUGGGUCUCAUGGGCCCCAGGGCACGCACCACUCGGCAGCGGCCCUCCGAACGCAAAUACGCCGGCCGGACAGAGUACUUCAAUAACAAGAAGCACCGGCAGGUCGCACGGGAGGCCGUGCGCAAGUCGGUGGUGCUGCUCAAGAACCAUAGGAAGGCGCUGCCGAUCAAGCCCCAGAUGAGGGUGCUGGUGGCUGGCCCCGCCGCCAACGACAAGACCAAGAUGAUGGGCGGCUGGACCUUGGAUCUGUUCGGCCAGAACAUCGAGCAGGCCGACUUCCCCCAGGCCACCACUGUCUUCGAGGCGCUCAGGAGGGAGAUGAAGAAGCGGGGUGGGUCGGCGACCUUCUCUGAGACGGGGUGGGUGAAGGACUACAGCGAGUACGACCUGGCCGUGUUUGUGACGGGCGAGGAGCCGUACGCAGAGAUCAAGGGCGACCUCGCUGACCCCGAGAAAUCACGCAGCCUCGACCACGGCACCAGGUGACUGACGAGCGAGACACGAACGAAGCCAUUCUCGCUUGUCUGUCUCCAUUCAUUCAUUUGUGUGUGUGUGUGGACGGACAUUACAUAUGUAUGGCUCCUUCAGGCAUGUGGCUGACUUCGAGACGUUGGACAUGCUGCAGAAGUCGAAGCUGCCGACGGUGACGAUUCUGCUGUCUGGCCGGCCUCUGUAUGUCAACAAGUACAUCAACAAGUCGCAUGCCUUCAUGGCCGCCUGGCUGCCGGGCAGUGAGGGCGGCAACGGCAUCGCCGACCUGCUUCUGGGCGACUUUGACUUCAGCGGCACACUCUCCUUCCCCUGGCCACGACACCCCUGCCAGACGCUCAGCCAGCCAUGGGCACUGCCAGACGGCCAGACCCACCUUUUCCCCCUCGGCUAUGGGCUGGACUACAAACACAAUAAAACCAUCCCACAGCUGCCGGAGAACUGGGUCUUCGAGUGCUGACCGACCGGCCCGACCUGACG
Messenger RNA from Vitrella brassicaformis, 2918 nucleotides. Lineage: Eukaryota; Vitrellaceae. The record is from the annotation of a GenBank genome assembly.